CAAAAAAUAGAACGAAAGUUAAUGCAAGUGCGAAGAGUACUCUAUUCCUGUUCUUAAAGGAAAUUGCCUAAUUUCCCGAUUUAGCUCCGUUCACAAUGUCUAAUUACUCUCAGUUUCAUAUUUGCAACUGUUUGAGUGGCCUUGCCCACCGCAAGCGGAAUUCCGUCGUCACCGUCUUCGGCAACCGCCGCAGAACCGGUGAGCAAUUCGUUCGUGGCGUGUUGAGUUUGGCGCGUGGACUGCUUCGGCUAGGCCUCCGCUCCGGUGACAUUGUUGCUGUCUCCGCUUUUAACAGUGACUUGUAUUUAGAGUGGUUACUUGCUGUUGCAUACAUUGGAUGCAUAGCUGCUCCUUUAAAUUAUCGAUGGAGUUUCAAAGAAGCAAGGUUGGCAAUGGCAACUAUAAGACCGGUAAUGUUGGUUACUGAUGAGAGUUGCAGUCAUUGGUACUCGGAACUGCAGUGUAAUGACUUACCUUCUCUGCAAUGGCACGGGUCUUUGGGCUCCUCUUGCUCUGAUUUCAUGAAAACAUGGAGCAUAUUAACUACCGAUAUGAUUAAGGAGCACUGUCUAACAUCUCCACCACUGAAUUAUUCCUGGGCACCUGGGGGUGCUGUUAUUAUAUGCUUCACUUCAGGAACCACUGGAAGGCCUAAGGGAGUUACAAUAAGCCAUUCAUCUUUAGUUGUACAAUCUCUUGGAAAAAUUGCCAUCAUUGGCUACAGUGAGGAUGAUGUUUACUUGCAUACUGCCCCAUUGUGCCACAUUGGUGGUUUGUCCUCUGCCAUGGCCAUGCUAAUGAUAGGAGGUUGCCAUGUGUUGCUUCCCAAGUUUGAAGCUAAGUCAGCCCUUGAAGCCAUAGAACAACACCUUGUGACUUCUCUAAUCACUGUCCCUACCAUAAUGGCAGAUUUGAUCACCCUGAUUAGGAAGAAGGAGAUUUGGAAGGGAAAGGACAGUGUAAGGAAGGUACUAAAUGGAGGUGGGAGUCUGUCAGUUGAGCUUAUCAAAGAUGCUAUCAAAUAUUUCCCUGGAGCUAAGCUUUUUUCAGCUUAUGGAAUGACAGAGACAUGCUCAUCACUGACCUUCAUGACCAUCAAUGACCCAGCACUUGAAACACGUGGCCAGCUACUUGAGACAUUUGGUAAAACAAAACGGAAUUCUGUUCACCAACCACGAGGUGUGUGCGUUGGCAAGCCUGCACCAUAUGUCGAAUUAAAUAUCCGCAUUGAGGGAUCUUCUGAUGUUGGAAGAAUUUUGACAAGAGGUCCUCAUGUAAUGCUAAGAUACUGGGAUCAUGUUUCAGCGAAGCCAUCAAAAUCUGAUGAUGAGGCUUGGUUUGACACUGGUGACAUUGGACACAUUGAUAAUUGUGGUAAUUUAUGGCUACUUGGGCAAAGAGGUGGUCGUAUCAAGAGUGGUGGGGAGAAUAUUUACCCUGAAGAGGUGGAGAUGAACCUACUACAACAUGAAGGAGUUAUUGCAGUUGUUGUCGUGGGAAUCCCUGAUACUCGCUUGAUGGAGAUGGUAGUUGCAUGUGUUAAAUUAAGAGAAAAUUGGCAAUGGUCUGAUAAUGAUAGUGGACAAACUGCCGAAAAUAAACAGCUAUAUUUAUCUAGUGAGGUUCUGAAACAACAUUGCCGAGAAAAUAAUUUAACCGGGUUUAAAAUACCAAAGGUAUUUAUUCAAUGGAGGAAACCAUUUCCACUCACCACAGCUGGGAAAAUAAGAAGGAAUCAAGUUCAAAGAGAAGUUAUGUCUCACUUCAAAUCCCUGCCUAGCAAUCUCUGAUAAUCCCAGUUUUAAGUGCGAUUGUGGGAAAUUUCAACUUUCUCAAAUUUCAUGUACCCAUGUCGCGACUGUUACACGAUUCAAUAAUCUUUUAGACCGUUUCAAAUGGGCCAACAUAUAUUACUCCACAAAUUAUUUACAAGUAGUGUAUAGAAAAGAUAUUAAUUCGGUUGGCCAUCAAUCAAUUUGGGCACUAUCCAAUAUGCGGACAAUUUAUCCGUCCCAAAUGCAAUGAAGACAAUCCAGUCAUUUGUCCAACUAUGUUAGGUGACCAUCACAAGAAAAGGAAGUUCAACCACGAAACUACAAUCAAUGUCAUCAACUUGGUCAUAAUCGAUUGCAUUAUCUGAGUCUAGUUCUGAUGCUUGUUGUUGGCUCAUCCUACACAUUAGGUAGCAGUAAAGGAUGAGGUCGUCGUACCGAUGGGGUAACCCAACCGACAAAAUAGAAUAUUAUGAUUUUUUUUCUUUAUUUAUGAUCUAUUUUCUUUAUCAUAGUUGUCUUUUGUCACUGUAUAAUCAUAUUAAUGUCACAAUGGUUUAUUAUGAUAUUAUGAGAAUCAUGAUUAAUUGUUAAUUAUUUACUGAUGUUUUAAUUACAAGUUACACGAAAUCUAUAUGUAUAUUAAUGAAAAGGUUAUCAUUUUCUAUGUAGCAAAGCCACUUGUUCUAUGUUACAAGUUAUUUUUUAGUUGUAAUGUACAAGUGAUUUGUUAUACAGAGACUAUAGCUUUUUCUAAUGCAUUUCUUUUUUGGAUUUACAACAUC
Messenger RNA from Mangifera indica (mango), 2557 nucleotides. Its product is annotated as 2-succinylbenzoate--CoA ligase, chloroplastic/peroxisomal-like. Bases 96 to 1790 code for a protein of 564 amino acids. The transcript is spliced from 11 exons. NCBI's taxonomy places the organism in Eukaryota, Viridiplantae, Streptophyta, Magnoliopsida, Sapindales, Anacardiaceae. Gene Ontology annotation, biological process: fatty acid metabolic process. Gene Ontology annotation, molecular function: medium-chain fatty acid-CoA ligase activity. The record is from RefSeq and is a predicted model, not a curated record.